GCAGAGGUGUUGGCGUUGGAUGAGGGCGCAUGGAGCAGCCAGUGUGGGUACAGUAGGAGGGCUCUGUGAUGCUGAAGAGAGGCUAUCAUAUCCCAGAAUACAAAUCAUCAUCACCAUCAUCUGAACUAGAAGAAAAACUGCUUUACAAACCUCUUCCGCACAAGCUCCUCCUUUAAACCUCCUGUCUCAAACUUGAAGAUUAGCGGUGCCAGUUUAGCAGCAGCGGUGCCUCGUUUUCUUCUUGUGAACCGGUGACUCAUUCAGAAAUAUUAAAAAGAAAAUGCGGUUUAUCUUUAAUGGUGGACACAGCUGGGGCCACUGUCCAAGCACAGAGAUUUUGUUGAACAUUUGCUUUUAUCAAAUGGUGUAAUGGUCGUCAACAAUACUCCAAAAACAAAAGCAGCAACACCUCUGGACAACCACAUGGACUCGCUUGAACAUCCGAUGUUACAAUCUCAAGGCAAAGGAGCUCGAAGAAAAGGUCGAUUUAAAGGUUCAGAUGGCAGCACCUCCUCCGACACCACAACCAACAGCCUUGUUCGCCAGGGUUCGGCCGACUCCUACACCAGCCGUCCAUCAGACUCCGAUGUGUCCCUUGAGGAGGAUAAGGAGGCAGUGCGCAGAGAGGCAGAGCGACAGGCUCAGGCACAGCUCGACAAGGCCAAGACCAAACCAGUUGCAUUUGCUGUCCGCACAAAUGUCAACUACAGCCCGUGUCACGAUGAUGAUGUCCCCGUGCCGGGCAUGGCCAUCUCCUUUGAGGCUAAAGACUUCCUCCAUGUCAAAGAGAAAUUCAACAACGACUGGUGGAUAGGACGCCUGGUGAAGGAAGGCUGUGAAAUCGGUUUCAUCCCCAGUCCAGUGAAGCUUGAAAACACUCGUAUCCUCCAGGAGCAGAGAGCCAAACAGGGCAAGUUCCACUCCAGUAAAUUGGGAGCAAACUCAUCCUCUAGUUUAGGUGAAGUGGUUCCUAACUCACGGAAAUCUACUCCUCCUUCUUCUGCUAAGCAGAAGCAGAAGUCGGCGGAACACAUUCCUCCGUACGACGUUGUGCCUUCUAUGCGGCCCGUGGUUCUGGUGGGACCGUCACUGAAGGGCUACGAGGUGACAGACAUGAUGCAAAAAGCACUGUUUGACUUUUUGAAACACAGAUUCGAGGGAAGAAUAUCAAUCACUCGCGUCACAGCGGACAUCUCUCUGGCCAAACGCUCAGUCCUUAACAAUCCCAGCAAGCACGCCAUCAUUGAACGCUCCAACACGCGCUCAAACUUGGCUGAAGUCCAGAGUGAGAUUGAGCGGAUUUUCGAACUGGCCCGGACGUUACAGCUGGUCGUACUGGACGCCGACACCAUCAAUCACCCGUCACAGCUAGGGAAGACUUCCCUCGCCCCCAUCAUUGUCUACGUCAAGAUCACGUCUCCCAAGGUGCUGCAGAGGCUCAUCAAGUCCAGAGGCAAGUCUCAGGCCAAACACCUCAAUGUCCAGAUGGUGGCCGCUGACAAGCUGGCUCAGUGCCCUCCUGAGAUGUUUGACAUCAUCCUCGAUGAGAACCAGCUGGAGGAUGCAUGUGAGCAUAUGGCUGAUUACCUGGAGGCCUACUGGAAAAGCACUCACCCACCAGCUGCAACCCCCCCCAACCCAAUGCUAACGAAGCUGCCCACUGCCACCCUGCCCUCCAGCCCCGCCCCAGUCUCCGGCGUGCAGGGCAACAGUGCUGAGCCGAAAGGAGAUAAAGCAUUAGUGGAGAGAAAGGGCUCCAAAGAGGAUCACCAGCACCAUCAUCACCAUCACCACCACCACCACCAGGACCAGGCUGACGCCGAUGCAGAGGCUGAGGGGGAGGGCAAUGAGGAGGAGAGGCCACUGAGGACAGAGGCUUCCAGGAAAGCCCAGCACAUCCACCACCGUUCGUCUUCCACCAGGACUGAGCACCACAACCACCAUCACCACCACCACAGCGGUCGGGGCCGGGGUCUCUCCCGGCAGGAGACUUUGGACUCGGAGACCCCCGAGAGCAGAGAGAGCCGAGAGAGCCGAGAGAGCAAGGACUCUGCUUAUAUCGAGCCACGCACUCAGCUCCUCCACCGGGAAGAGGAUGAUGAUGAGGAGGAGGAGGAGGAGGAGGAGGAGGAAGAGGAAGAGGAGGAAGAUCUAGGGGAGGGGCACCCCCAGCAGCAACAGCGUUACGAGCCACUGCCCCACCGGGACCACAACCACCAUCACCACCACCAUCACCGCGGUGGGGCAGAGGAGGCCGGCCACAGCACGGGACACCACCGCUCAAAGGAGCGCGAACAGGACCAUAACGAACGAAACAAGCAGCGCUCGCACCAUCACCGGCCGGCACGAGACCACCACCACCACUACUACGACCGGGACAGGGACAGGGACCGAGAGGGGGAGGUGGCUCCCAAAAAGAGAGGAGAUCAGGGGGAAUGGGCCAGAGACUCCUACAUCCACCAGUGACGGACCAAAUCCCUCCUGAAGCUCAUUUGGACUCUUAACCAUUCUGUUCUCCCAUUGUGCUGCUAUACCCUGAAACCACGGCAUCCUAUUUAUGUACACUUCUUUGUAAAAGCUGUUGCAUCUUUUUCAAUGGCAGGAUUUUGAUUACAUAGAUACAAAUAUAAAUAUAUGUAUGUGUGUAUCUAUGCAUAGACGUUGUUUAUGUGUGGAUAUGCAUGAAUAUUCUCAAAUAUGCAUAUUUUAAACCUGUGUUUGAUAAAGCAUGACACAAAAGCAGAAUUAUUUUUCUGUACUGAGCUGUGCUUUCUGUGAUUUAGCAUCUUUUUUUUUUUUUUUUUGCUUGCUACCAAUUGAAUAAUUUGUUUAUUCAGACUACUGCUAGGGUUGACUGCAAUGGUUGACUAACCAAGUUAGUUUGAUGCUGUAUUUCCAGAGGUAUUUUGUUUAAAAGAAUAGUUUGUCAAUUUGGGAAAAACAUUUAGUUGCCGUCUUGCUGAGAGUACCAGUUUAUUAGGUACACCUAGCUAAAGCUAAUGCAGUCUAAUACAACAGUCCUGCAAUUAAUAUUACCUUCAUGAAGGUUAUAAUGUUCAGUUUUUGUUGAAACUGAAUUUCAUGAUCUUUUGGAGGCUGCGGUGUUUGGUGCUGUUGGAUUGUAUUGUGUAUCGCUAUACUGGCAGGUGUUUCUAUUAUUUUGUCAACCCCAUUUAUAUCAAUGAGGUUAGUCUUAAGAGCAGGACUGUAUUAGACUACAUUAGUUUUAGCUACCUAAUUAACUGCCAACUGGGUCUAAAUGAGAAGAUCAAUAGCACUCAAAUUAUUAAGCUACAGCUAGCAGCCGGUUAGCUUAGCUUCGCUGUAAACAGGAAGACAGCUAGUCAUUCUCUGUAUCAAGGUAACAAAAAAACUCUAAAGCUCACUAAUUCACAUUUUGUAUCUCUUUGUUUAGUUUGUAUAAAUAACUAAAUCUAAAAACAUCAGGUUGUUUUAACUUUAGCUAACUUGCUGUAAGCUAACCUGCUGUAAGCUAACCUGCUGUAAGCUAACCUGCUGUAAGCUAACUUGCUGUAAGCUAACCUGCUGUAAGCUAACUUGCUGUAAGCUAACCUGCUGUAAGCUAACCUGCUGUAAGCUAACUUGCUGUAAGCUAACCUGCUGUAAGCUAACUGCUGUAAGCUAACCUGCUGUAAGCUAACCUGCUGUAAGCUAACUUGCUGUAAGCUAACCGGCUGCUAUCGCUAGCUGCAGGUUCAUACGUAACAGACAGAUACAAAAGGGGUAUUGAUGUUGUCAUCUAAUUUUCAGCAAGGAAGCUAGUAAGCGUAUUCCCUAAAGUGUCAGGCUACGCUCUUAAUUUUAUGUUUGUCAUUUAUUGCUUAGUUCCUUUUUCAAAAUUCUGCAACCAUGGUUUUAGACAUUUGGUUCUGACAUAUUUAAGCCUCCCUUGAGGUGCACCUUAGUCUUGCCUUACAAGACAAACAAAUUCUACAACUUCCUCUCGUAGAUGCAGUACUGUUCUCUUUGUAUGGGUCCAGAAACAUUUUAUAACAUUGAUACACCCUUUAUUCUGCACUUUUACUGAUUCAUGUUGGUUUCAAGUGAAAUUUGAUAUGACAUUGCAACUUUGCUGUUGGUCUACUACCAAAACUCCUUCAAGGUUCAUCUUUUAUUAAGUCUGACCCCCUUUUUCUAAUGAAUGUUGUUUAAUUCCCACCUCAGAGUAUAAAGAAUGUUCAUUUUAGGAUAUCUUCUUCAGUACGUUCCUCACUAAAAAAAAAAUUAAAAGAUGCAUUUGCAACUCAAACUAUUCAAACAUGUUUACCAGACAAAGAUUGUUUUGUCUUUUACCAUUAAUUCACUCCCCCUACUCACAUGAUCUAUCUAUCUGAAUUGAGCUGGCGCCAUGCCCCUCUGUUUACAAACCCGUCCUUCACUUUCUUUGAUUUUGCCUGAAAAUUGUAAUUAUAAAAAAACACCCCAUUUCUAUGCUACGUUGGUAGCACUACAGAUUUUCUAACCGUGUACAUGUGUAUGUACAUAAUGCAUAAAUAUAAAGAAUAAAGUUGGCAACAGAGGACUGACGAGGGGA
This is a messenger RNA of Cottoperca gobio, 4555 nucleotides long. RefSeq names its product calcium channel, voltage-dependent, beta 2a (gene cacnb2a). NCBI's taxonomy places the organism in Eukaryota, Metazoa, Chordata, Actinopteri, Perciformes, Bovichtidae. The record is from RefSeq and is a predicted model, not a curated record. Gene Ontology annotation, molecular function: voltage-gated calcium channel activity; protein binding. Gene Ontology annotation, cellular component: voltage-gated calcium channel complex. Gene Ontology annotation, biological process: calcium ion transmembrane transport.